UCUGCGCGGAGAAAGCAAUGUCCCCCUCUCCUCACGCCGCCACUGCUACGCGAGAGGGAGACUGAUGAUUGGACGUCCGGUGCUUAUCGCUAUAACCCUCCCCAGCAGACAUGCGAGUUGCGUGUCUGUGGCUGUCCCUCACCUAUUUGGCCACCAGCCUCGACGGGUUGGGGGCACGGGAAUACAACAACUCAACCAUUUUCGGCGGGGGUCUAUUUGUGGAUGCAGAAGGGCUGCUGAACCUGUCAGACCCGUACAAGCCCAACCGGACAAAUGUCUUCUCGCUUGACCUGGACGAGGGCACGCUCGCGGACUGGCGCUCCAUGGCAGUUAAAAAUUGCUACGGUGGAGAGUCCCAUAACCGGACCGUGAAAUCCCUACUGGUCCUGGCUUACUCGUUCAUCAUUGUCAUCUCGCUGUUCGGAAACACGCUGGUGUGCCAUGUGGUGACCAAGAACAAGCGGAUGCACUCCGCCACGAGUCUGUUCAUCAUUAACCUCGCAGUGGCAGACAUUCUUAUCACGCUGCUCAACAUGCCCUUUACUUUGGUCCGUUUUGUAAAUAGCAGCUGGUGGUUCGGGAAGGGAAUGUGCCACAUCAGCCGGUUCGUCCAGUAUUGCUCCCUGCACGUAUCCACGCUCACGCUCACGGCAAUCGCGCUGGACAGACGCCAGGUCAUUCUCCACCCUCUGAGGCCCCGCAUGUCCCCGGCUCGCGGUGUUGUGUGUGUGAUUCUUAUCUGGGUCAUGGCCAGCUGCUUCUCCUUGCCUCAUGCCAUCUACCAGAAGCUCCUAACCUUCGUGUACAGCAAGGAGAAGGUGCGCAGCCUUUGUGUCCCCGACUUCCCCGAGCCCUCUGACAUCUACUGGCAGUGCAUUGACCUCCUCACCUUCAUCCUACUCUACGUCCUACCCCUCCUCAUCAUCACCGCCGCCUACUCAACUGUGGCACACCGCCUUUGGCGCCGUAACGCUAUCGGGGACACCACCACUGAGCAGUUCGCUGUGCAGCGGCGGAAGCGGCGCCGCACCCUGGCUAUGUUGUUGGCGGUUGUUGGGGUGUUCGCGGUAUGCUGGUUCCCUCUGAACUGCUACGUGGUGCUUCUCUCCAGCCAGGCCAUUCAGUCAUCCAAUGCCUUGUACUUCUGUUUUCAUUGGCUGGCGAUGAGCUCGACGUGUUACAAUCCCUUCAUCUACUGUUGUCUGAACCCCGCCUUCCGCCAGGAGCUAAGGCUAUUAUUGGGUAUGUGCCGGAGGAGGGGGAGUGGAGGGGUGGGGCCGGUGCUGGUGGCUCCACCCUCCUAUGCACUCUGCCACAGAGCCGCCUGGCCGGAGAGCCGCACCUGUUCUCGACCGAGUCACGCCUCUUCAAACCCAAGCCACGCCUCUUCUCGGCCAAGCCACUCCUUGUCCUCUCACCAGCCUCCUAAAGUCAGGCAUGUCCUUUUCUCUGCUAGACAUGCCAAUAAAACAGACAUCCUAUCAGUGGAGCCUAUAGUAGCUGUCAGUUAACUACAACUACCAGAAUGCACUUGGGUUGGGAUUGAGUGAAUGAUUGAGUUUAUUUGACAAUUAAAGACAUGUAAAGUUGCUGCAUUUGGUGGUGAGUCCUGUUGAAGGACUACGUUAUUGGCUAAAGACAGUUGGGGCUCUAGAACAGGAAAUGUAUCAUCGCACUGGAGGUCUGGAGCUUAGGGCUGACACAACCCGUCCUGGCUGGAUGCUUACUUUAGCCCGGCAAGGGCGGAGCGCUGGCACAGGACGAACUGGGCUGUGCAGGCGCACUGGCGACACAGUGCAUAGAACUGUGGAAAACUAAGGAAAAUGCCGCUGCACAGCUUCCUGAAAACAGUCCCUUUCAACCUAGGGAUUUUGUGGCUAAUUGACAUAAAAUAGUAAUUCUGCUCAUAGAUUGUUUAUGUACUGUAUGUAUACAUAUUGACACAUGCAGCCCAAAGCGGGAGGUUAAAAAAAGACUUAAAAAAUACUAGUUGCCAAAGUACCAGAGCAUAAAUAUGCUUUCAGUUGGAUAAAUGAAUGAAAGUAACAGACCAAACCUUUUAAGAACUGAUUGAGUUCAGCACUGUGCGAAAUAAGAAAGUGGUAAACUAUACUUGACGGAAGGAACCCUAUAGGCCUGGUCAAAAAUAGUGCACUAAAGGGGAAUAGGGUGCCAUUUGGGACACUUCCUAUAAUGAGAAUGCUACUGCUUGAAUGCUACAUUAUGCAUUAGCUUGUUGGAAAUUAGGCACUCAGUAACCUCGUCCGCAGACUAAAUUACAGAGAGAGUCGGCCGGUGGUCGAGAUGAGGCACUCAAAGGGUUCUGUCAAAGGGUUCUGUGAUACUGUUGAUGGUACUGUUAACCAGAACUGGAUAUAAUUGUAUUUGUUUUCUUUAAAAUACUUUAUCCGUUUGAUUUAGCUGAUCAAGAGCACCAGGUGGGUGGGGUUUGCACUUUGGUGACUAUUCUAUUGUAGGGCAAGCUAAAUCAUGCGCACUUAAAGUAUGGGAAAUAAAACAAGUUCCUCUUUCACCAUGCUUGUGUUUAUGUUUGGCUUCAUUAAAGUUGUUCUUGUUUUGAAUGUUUUGAAUGUUGAUGCCUGGGUAUAAUGUUAGUUGGUGGUAACAACAGGCAUGAGCAUCUGUAUUAUUAUGGUUUUGUGAUGUAAAUGUGAUGUGGGAUCUUAAUUGUGAAUUCUCCCUCUCUCUGUCUGUGCUUUCUGAGAUCCAUUGCCUUAACUCAUAGUGCACAUAAACUCAGCAAAAAAAGAAACGUCCUCUCACUGUCAACUGCAUUUAUAUUCAGCAAAUUUAACGUGUAAAUAUUUGUAUGAACAUAAGAUUCAACAACUGAGACAUAAACUGAACAAGUUCCACAGACAUGUGACUAACAGAAAUGGAAUAAUGUGUUGAACAAAGGGGGGGUCAGUAUUUGGUGAGGCCAGCAGCUGCAUUAAGUACUGCAGUGCAUCUCCUGCUCAUAGACUGCACCACAUUUGCAAAUUCUUGCUGUGAGUUGUUACCCCACUCUUCCACCAAGGCACCUGCAAGUUC
This is a messenger RNA of Salmo salar (Atlantic salmon), 3054 nucleotides long. RefSeq names its product G-protein coupled receptor 83. The record is from RefSeq and is a predicted model, not a curated record. Gene Ontology annotation, biological process: neuropeptide signaling pathway. Lineage: Eukaryota; Metazoa; Chordata; Actinopteri; Salmoniformes; Salmonidae. Gene Ontology annotation, cellular component: plasma membrane. Gene Ontology annotation, molecular function: neuropeptide Y receptor activity.